Messenger RNA from Rotaria socialis, 348 nucleotides. Lineage: Eukaryota; Metazoa; Rotifera; Eurotatoria; Philodinida; Philodinidae. The record is from the annotation of a GenBank genome assembly.
AUGCCAUUCAAACCACCUGAGGUAGUAAAAUGUCCAAAAUGUAAUCAAAGUGUCUAUGCCGCUGAAGAAGUUCCAGCCGCUGGAAAGAAAUGGCACAAAAUGUGCUUCAAAUGUGGUCUUUGUAAAAAGAUGCUAGAAGCAAUGACCGUGGCUGAACAUGAAGGCAAUGUAUAUUGCAAACAGUGUUACGGACGUAAAUUUGGACCAAAGGGUUAUGGUUUCGGUCAAGGUGCAGGUACCUUAGGUAUGGAUACUGGUGAACACUUAGGAAACAAAAGUGGUUCUGAGAUGACCAAUAAGCCAAACUAUGCUCCACCACCCGGUGCUGGUGCUCAUCACGACGAAUAA